UUGAGUAACUAGGAUUAUAGGUGUGAGCCAAUAGCGCCUGGUAAACCUAUAUUUUAAAGCAGUUUUUGCUUAGCAAAUUGGAGCAAAGGGUACAGUGAUUUCCCAAACCAAAAUUUGUUCUUCUCCUACAGGUUGAUAGCUUUUCUGGCAACACAUUCUACUGGAGUGGUCCAUUUGCUCAGCUGGUAAAAUACCCAAACACGUAUUCACUCAGUUUCUAAUGUAUGUUAGGGUUCACUCUGAGUGGUGUACCAACUAUGGAUGUGGAUAGAUUUAUAAUGAUGAUUAUGUCUAGAGUAAAUUCAAUUAAGCUGAACUCUGAACCUUCAUCCUUUCUCCCCCACCCCAAUUCCAUGCUCCCCAGUUUUACCUUUCUCAGAAGAUCAUAGAGGUAGAAUCAUACAGUGCGUAGCCUUUUCCAGAUUGACUUCUUUCACAUAAAAAUAUGCAUUUAAGUUUCCUCCACCUCUUUCAACGGUUUGAUAGUUCAUUUUUUAAAUUUCUGAAUAACAUCCUAUUGUUUUGAUAUACCACUGUCACCUACUUUAAAUCUGACCAUGUCGUGUUUUUUUUUAACCUCUCCUCAAUUCUUUUCACUGCUGAAACACAAAGACAAAUUCCAGAGAGAAGUCAGGUGAUGAAGAAAAAAGAAAGCCCUGAUAUUAUUAUUUAAAUUAAGGCUUUCAGACUUUCUGUGGAUAAUUACCCUUGUCUCAUUUUACAAGGAGGGGGGGGUGAGUUUCAAUUAGAAUAUAAAGUAGUCCUUCUAAUGUGGGACUGAAGAGACUAGUCCUAGGUAUUUGGGUUGUAUUUAUCUCUGAGAAAAGUCUAGCCUCCAGCAUGCAUCAGACUGAGAUGAGAGAAUCUGGGGAAGUGUAAUAAGAUUUCCUUCUAAUGUGGAAGGGAAGGAAGGACAGGGAGGGAAGAAAAAUGAGGCAGAGUAGAAAAUAAGUUGGCUGAGAGGAUGAGAGAAAAGAGAGGGAGAAACUUGCUAAGAACAGGACUCUCCGAGCAAGGUAUUUUUCUUCCCUUUGCAAGUUGGGAGCUGUUGAAUAAUUCAUGCCGAGCGUGGCAAGGCUGUCUCUUCCCUGCGUGAUGUAUAACGGAGCAGGAGAGAGUUCUGAGUGGGUUCGUCACAUCAGCCACCACCCUUGGUGCUCUCCCCUGGAGCUCAGCCUCUGCAGCCUGGCAUCUUUGCUGCCUGCCUGCCUGCCUGUCUGCCUGCCUGCGUGCCCACCUGCCCGGGGCUUGCAGCCUGCUGGCACCUUACUUUCUCCAGUUCUGCUGCCAACUGAGAAGACUUCCCACAAGCGGCCGCUUCCUGCCUGGGACAGGUGUUUGGAUGCUGUUUGGUAGAAGCUGGGCCUUUGCCCCUGGCACGGAUCCCAAGCUGAGCGCGGAGUUUCUCCUGUUGAUUUCUGGACCACAGAUACUGCUGCCCGAGAAGGCAACCAAGUGUCACGAUGGGCCGACGCUAGGGCUGGAGGGGUGAAGAGUUGGCCAGAAUGACCAACUCCUCGUCCCCAUCCUCCUCCACCACCGGGGGAUCGCUGCUGCUGCUGUGCGAGGAAGAGGAGCCGUGGGCGGGCCGGCGCAUCCCGGUGUCGCUCCUGUACUCGGGUCUGGCCAUCGGGGGCACGCUGGCCAACGGCAUGGUCAUCUAUCUCGUGUCGUCCUUCCGAAAGCUGCAGACCACCAGCAACGCUUUCAUCGUGAACGGCUGCGCGGCCGAUCUCAGCGUGUGCGCCCUGUGGAUGCCCCAGGAGGCCGUCCUGGGGCUCCUGCCCGCGGGCUCCGUGGAGCCCCCCGCGGACUGGGACGGCGCCGGGGGCAGCUAUCGGCUGCUCCGGGGUGGGUUGCUGGGCCUGGGGCUCACGGUGUCCCUCCUGUCCCACUGCCUGGUGGCUCUGAACCGCUACCUCCUCAUCACCAGGGCGCCGGCCACCUACCAGGUGCUGUACCAGCGGCGCCACACGGCGGGCAUGCUGGCGAUGUCCUGGGCGCUCGCCCUGGGUCUGGUGCUGUUGCUGCCGCCUUGGGCCCCGCGGCCGGGGGCCUCGCCGCCGCAGAUCCACUACCCGGCGCUGCUGGCGGCGGGCGCGCUGCUGGCGCAGACGGCGCUGCUGCUCCACUGCUACCUGGGCAUCGUGCGCCGCGUGCGUGUCAGCGUCAAGCGGGUCAGCGUGCUCAACUUCCACCUGCCUCUGCCCCCCGCGCUGCAGCCGCGCCGGGCGCAGCGGCGGCUCAGCGGGCUGUCGGUGCUGCUGCUCUGCUGCGUCUUCCUGCUGGCCACGCAGCCGCUCGUGUGGGUCAGCCUGGCCAGCGGCUUCUCGCUGCCCGUGCCCUGGGGCGUGCAGGCGGCCAGCUGGCUCCUGUGCUGCGCGCUGUCCGCGCUCAACCCGCUGCUUUACACCUGGAGGAACGAGGAGUUCCGGCGCUCCGUGCGCUCCGUCCUGCCGGGCGUCGGGGACGCGGCGGCCGCCGCCGCCGCCGCCGCCACCGCCAUGCCAGCCAUGUCCCAGGCCCAGCUGGGCACCCGCGCCGCGGGCCAGCACUGGUGA
Molecule: messenger RNA, 2561 nt
Organism: Dipodomys ordii (Ord's kangaroo rat)
Lineage: Eukaryota; Metazoa; Chordata; Mammalia; Rodentia; Heteromyidae
Gene: Gpr88
Product: G protein-coupled receptor 88
Exons: 3
Coding region: 1506-2561 (351 amino acids)
Biological process (GO): G protein-coupled receptor signaling pathway
Cellular component (GO): membrane
Molecular function (GO): G protein-coupled receptor activity
Source: RefSeq, a predicted model, not a curated record